Messenger RNA from Carassius auratus (goldfish), 3667 nucleotides. RefSeq names its product tripartite motif-containing protein 16-like. Gene Ontology annotation, molecular function: zinc ion binding; protein binding. The record is from RefSeq and is a predicted model, not a curated record. The coding region runs from base 1121 to 2749 and encodes 542 amino acids. The transcript is spliced from 6 exons. NCBI's taxonomy places the organism in Eukaryota, Metazoa, Chordata, Actinopteri, Cypriniformes, Cyprinidae.
UUCUUAGCUGCUCUCUCUCAAUGGUCAGAUUUGUGUUCUUGGAUAUGAGCUGUUGUCGUUCUUGAGUGAAGAUGACACACAGCACUGUGACUGCAGUCAGCAGAAGAACACACAGCAGAACCAAACACACUACAGCUGCUCUGGAGCUUCUGAUCCUCACAGAAUCACUUCCUAAAAAAACAUACAUUAUAUUAUACAUUAUAUUAUAUUUCUUCUCCAUCCAGUUUACAUCAGCUUUUAUGAGUAAAUGUAUUAACAAGUAAUCUCAAAUAAAAUGUCAUUUUUUAUUAUAGGUGAAGCAAAAAUGGCAAUAUAUUUAAGUAGGAGGAACAAAAUUGAAGGGUCUAUAGGAUGUGAAGUUAUAUCUAUCUUAAAAAAAACAGGAUAAAAUCAAGAGUAUGGAUUGAUUUUCAUUUUUAUAAGAUGAUGAAAGACUUUUUUUCAAACCAGUGUGGGGUUAUAAUGAUGCAGUUUGCUCUGUUGUAGAGACAUUCAAAGUUUCUCUUGUGUUACAAUGAGUAUUACUAAUGUAAUUUGAAUUAUUGUGUUGAAGUGGUGUAUAAGAAUUGUAAAUAAAUGUUUUGUUAAAAUUUAAAAAAAAUCUCUCUCUGCGGUUCAGCUCCCUUACUAUAUAAGCUAAUACUUUAGCUAUAAUCUGAUGCUGUUUUCUAAUUAUGUCUGGCUAAAUAUCUCAAUUUUUCUCUUAUUCAUGUUCUAGGAUCCUCUAAGAAAUACUUCAUUUGGUGCGUAUUACUUUUUUUUUUCUUUCUUUUUUGGGGUAGGCUCCGCUCGGGCCUUCAUUUUCGGCUGGAUUAGCUGGUAUCUACAAACUUCAGAUCCAUGCUAAGGAUGGCGCUACGCCAAAAUAAUUCUGUUAUUUGUAUGUUUCUGUAAAUAAAUGCUUUAGUCUAAUCUACACCUCCUGAGUCUUUCUGGAAUAACUUGUAUUCUCAUGUCUUGUAUGUCUGUCUAAAGCUGACCUCUAGUGGACAUUUUGUUAUCUGUGACUUUAAAGACACACCCAUGUUGUACACGAAAGCAGGAAACUCCUACAUUCAGGGCGACUGAAACACAAGUAUAAUUGAGCUGUUGUGUGUCUGUGCAGUACUCAUGCAGUAAAAUGGCAGAAGCCAGGUUUUCUCAAGACGAUUUCAUGUGCCCAGUGUGUCUGGAUCUCCUGACGGAUCCAGUGACCAUUCCCUGUGGACACAGCUUCUGUAUGGGAUGUAUAACAGACAGCUGGGAUCAGCAGGAUCAGAUGAGAGUCUACAGCUGCCCUCAGUGCAGACGGAUCUUCAACCCAACGCCUGAUUUAGCUAAAAACAUCAUGCUGGCUAAAGUGGUGGAUAAACUGAAGAAACCUCCUGGUCACUCUUACGCUGGACCUGGAGAAGUGCAGUGUGACGUCUGUGCUGGAAGAAAGUACAAAGCCGUCAAGUCCUGUCUGGUGUGUCUGGAAUCAUACUGUCAAACCCAUUUUGACCAUCAUGAGGAUUUUCACUCAUGUAAGCGCCACAAAGUGACCGAAACCACUGGACAACUGCAUGAGAAGAUCUGCUGUCAACAUGACAAGCUUCUGGAGUUGUUUUGUAAAACUGAUCAACAGUUUAUAUGUGUGCUUUGUUUGAAGUACGAACAUAAAAACCAUGACACUACAUCAGCUGCCGUACACAGGACAGAGAAACAGAAUCAGCUGAAGGAGACACAGAGAAGGUUCCAGCAGAGAAUCCAACAAAGAGAGAAAGAUCUUCAGCAGCUGAGAGAGACUGUGAAGUCUCAUAAGCGCUCUGCACAGACAGCCGUGGAGGAGAGCGAGAGGAUCUUUACUGAGCUCAUUCGCUCCAUUGAAAAAAUCCGCUCUAAGGUCACACAGCGGAUCAGAGAUCAGGAAAAGGAUGCAGCAAGUCGAGCUGAAGAACAACUCGAGCAACUGGAGCAGGAGAUCAGUGAUCUGAGGAGGAGAGACGCUGAGCUGGAGCAGCUUUCACAAACACAGGAUCACAUUCAUUUGCUUCAGAGCUUCCAGUGUCUCUCAACACCUCCUGAAUCUACAGAAGUACCCAACAUUCUCUUCAGUUCUCUCUUCUCUUUUGAUAGCAUGAGAGAAUCUGUCCGUCAGCUGAGAGACAAACUGAAGGAUUUCUGGAAAAAAGAGCUCAGAAACAUCUCUGACAGAGUAACAUUCACCAACUUUGUUCCCAGGACCAACAACGACUUCCUACAAUAUUCCCAUCAGCUCACUCUGGAUCCAAACACAGCUCAUCAACGGCUUUAUCUGUCCAACAGGAACAGAGUGAUUACUAAUACUUCCAUAGGGCAGCUGUAUCCUGAUCAUCCAGAAAGAUUUGAUUAUUGGCUUCAAGUGUUGUGUAGAGAGAGUGUGUGUGGACGCAGUUACUGGGAGAUUGAGUGGAGUGGGGUGUAUGGUGUGUAUAUAUCAGUGUCAUAUAAGAGCAUCAGCAGAAAGGGAGGGGGUUAUAACCGUUGGUUUGGACAUAAUGAUCAGUCCUGGAGUCUAUUCUGCUGUCCCUUCAGAUUUUCAUUCAUCCACAAUAAGAUAGAGACUGAUCUCCCUGUAGUGUCCAGUCGUAGAAUAGGAGUGUAUGUGGAUCACAGCGCAGGAACUCUGUCCUUCUACGGCGUCUCUGACACAAUGAGACUCAUCCACACGGUCCAGACUACAUUCACUCAGCCGCUCUAUCCUGGGUUUUGGGUUUAUUAUGACUCAACAUCAGUGAAACUGUGCUGAUGAAUCAGAAUAGAUUCAUAAGAAAUUCUACCCAUAAUGCUUUGAACUGCAUGACAAAUCAGUGACAGUUAGAAAAUAUGUACUUGGGUGCUCCAUAUAGUUUCAAAGCAGGUUUACAUAAAACAAUGAUGGUAAGUAAGUAACUAUAAAGUUAACUUUAUUCUUCUCCCAGUACACCUGCCACUUACUUACAUGUAUUUUGGGAGAAACUGAUGAAUUAACGAGAUGUAAAUCCAACUGAGAGGACUCCGAGCAGCUGCGCAAACAGACAUGCUGGUGUCCAUCUCACAUUACAGAUCACAAUCAAGAUCAUUUAGAACUGUUUUUAAACAAUAUAAGAGACCCAUUUGCACAUAUUUGUGAAUCGGAAUAUCAGAUAGUUGAGGAAAUGGUAAAUGAGUUUAUAAAUAUUUUAAAAACUACAUAAAAGUAAUCAAUCUGUCAUACAGUGUUAUUGUGGCAAUGGUGUGUCAUGUGACAAUGUUCGCCUAAAAACUCACUCUGGGGGAACUCUGGAAUAUUUUAAACACCACUGAAAUGGUUGAAAUGUCAGAAUUUGUGUGUAAUAUGUGACAUUGAUAGUAAUGUGGCUUGUACUAGUCCUGCUGGAUUCAUUUUUGUUACUUUCCAGUACAUGUGUCAUUUUGAUUUCUCCCAAAAAUAUUACUUAAUGUUAUCGCAUAGGACUAAAGGGGUGGUCACACUAGACUUGAAAUGUGCAAAAUUAUUUUGGACGCUGCUGCGAAUAUGGGUGGGAGGAAGAUUAUACGGUCUCUCCUCAAUUAUCACAUGGAUUAAUAUGUACUUGUACUGUGUCUUUUCCAACGGCGUUGAAAGCGUCUUAUUAUAUUGUACUCUCUGUAUCUCUCUCUCUAUAUAAAUAUAUACACCCUAAGCAAUAAACAUUUAUAAAACGUC